Hibiscus syriacus is the source of this 3333-nucleotide messenger RNA. Its product is annotated as nodulin homeobox-like. Gene Ontology annotation, biological process: flower development. The record is from RefSeq and is a predicted model, not a curated record. Lineage: Eukaryota; Viridiplantae; Streptophyta; Magnoliopsida; Malvales; Malvaceae. Gene Ontology annotation, molecular function: single-stranded DNA binding.
UCGAAGUUACAGCCCGCAGAAAAACGAACUCGGGGCUGGGCAACUACAGAAGAAAAGAGCGGCUUCGACUAUGCUAGCGGUUGUUCAAUUGUUAUUUUGACCCUUCUUUUCAAAAUUUUCCUAGGUUUUUUCCUAUUCGGUUUCAAUUUGGGUUUUUUUCCCUAAUUUUUUCCUUUAAAGUAUUUAGUCAUACAGUGUUUAGUGUUUACUGCUAGGAAUUUUAACAUGACACAAGGCGAGGGAGAAGCAUUAUGCACUGUUGAACAGGCAAUUGACUUGAUUUCAGUGGUUAAGGAGAUUCAUGGGCUUAACUCACAGGAGCUUAAUAAGUUGCUGAGAGACUCUGAAAAUUUCACCAUUCUUGUUACUGAAAAGGGAUUAGAAGUAAAGAUUGAUGUGGAAAAACUUGCAGGAUUUCUUCCUUUGCAUCUUAUUGCAGUGCUUGUGUCAUCUGAUAGAGAUGAAGCUCUUCUCAGAUAUUUAUUAUGUGGCAUCCGGCUCUUGCAUUCCUUGUGUGAAUUGGCCCCUCGCCAUACUAAACUUGAGCAGGUUCUGCUUGAUGAUGUAAAAAUAUCAGAGCAGCUGAUUGAUCUGGUCUUUUAUGUGCUGAUUGUUCUCAAUGAUUAUAGACAGGACAUCCAUGAUUCAGGUCCUGUGCCAGUUUUGCAUUCAGCACUUGUGGCAUGCAGCCUGUAUCUGUUGACUGGAUGUAUAUCUUCACAGUGGCAAGAUCUGGCUCUUGUGAUGGUAGCACAUCCUAAGGUUGACAUGUUUAUGGAUGUAGCUUGCAGAGCAAUUCAUCUUGUUGUCAGGUUUCUCCAAAACAAGCUGCUUGCUCAGCAUACUGAUAUUUGUGCCAAGUCUAGUCCCACUUCUGAAUCAAUGGUUAACUAUCUUUGCCAACAAUGUGAGGCUUCUUUACAGUUCCUUCAAUUAUUGUGCCAGCAAAAACCGUUUCGGGAACGCUUGCUGAUGAAUAAGGAACUAUGUGGAAAAGGUGGUAUUCUUUUUCUGGCUCAAUCCAUCUUGAAGUUACAUGCACCAAAUUUUGUAGAAUCCUCCUCAAUCAUGGCUGCAUUAUCUAGGCUGAAAGCUAAAGUCCUUUCAAUCUUAUUGCAUUUGUGUGAAGCAGAAAGCAUUUCUUACCUUGAUGAGGUUGCCAGCUCUCCUGGAAGCCUGGAUUUGGCAAAAUCUGUUGCACUCGAGGUCCUUGAGUUGUUGAAGAGUGGGCUUGGUAAAAAUCCCAAACAUCUCACUGCUAGUUCUGAUAGAACCCAUCCUUUGGGGCUUCUUCAACUUAAUGCAAUGCGUCUAGCUGAUAUCUUCUCUGACGAUUCAAACUUUCGAUCGUACAUCAAUGUGAACUUUACUGAAUUUUUGAGUGCAAUAUUUUCACUCUCUCACGGAGAUUUUCUAUCCAUGUGGUGUUCUGCUGAUCUCCCUGUAAGAGAAGAAGAUGGUACCUUGUAUUUUGAAGUAUUUGCUGCUGCUGGAUGGGCUUUAGAUUCAGUUUCAUCGCCUGAUAUAUCAAACACAACAAAUCUGGAAUUCACUUUUAUCCCCAACAACAUGUCUCAGGCUUCCGAUGUACAUCAAAGAACAUCUUUAUUUGUCAAAAUAAUUGCAAAUCUUCAUUGUUUCGUUCCCAACAUCUGCGAAGAGCAGGAGAGGAAUCUCUUCCUUCAUAAAUUUCUUGGGUGCUUGCAAAUGGAUCCAUCUAAGCUAUUGCCGAGUUAUGUCUUCAUCUCUGGUCCACAAAAAGCUGCUGCUGUUUGUAGGAACCUGCGUUCCCUGUUAAGUCACGCUGAAUCUUUGAUUCCAACUUUACUGAAUGAGGAUGAUCUGCAGCUCUUGAGGGUAUUCUUUGAUCAAUUACAGUCACUGAUAACUCAUUCUGAAUUUGAAGAAAACAGAGUAAAGGAGGAUCGAAGUGUAGGGGGUUGCUUGUCUCCUUUACAAAGAAUAGAGCCUCCAAAUCUUAAUAAUCGAAAUGGUAACCUGAAGGAAGAAAUGUCUGAGAAUUCUACUUUCCAAGAAGAUCAGUUUUAUGUCAGAAACAAUCAUAUGGAUCAAACUGAUGGUUUAACAAGGGAAUACAUGAUGGAUGAUAAGUAUAAAUCUGUUACGCCCAGUGUCUUGAGAGAGACUGACAGAGACAUGCCAAACGCUGAAACAAGUGGGUCAGAUACAAGUUCCACAAAGGGAAAAAAUGCUGUUGAUAAAUUAGUAGAGCGCCACAGAGAAAGUACAAAUGCAGAUGUUCAAGAAUAUGAAAAAGUUGAAACUAUUCAAACUGAAGAAAAGCAUCGAAGGAAAAGAAAGCGAACUAUAAUGAAUGACGAACAGGUGGCAAUAAUAGAAAGGGUCCUUCUGGAUGAACCUGAAAUGCAAAGAAAUACUGCUUUGAUACAAUCUUGGGCUGAUAAAUUAAGUCAUCAUGGCUCAGAGGUUACAUGUUCACAGCUAAGGAACUGGCUCAACAAUCGGAAGGCCAGGCUUGCACGCCUAAGUAAGGAUGCUCGUCCUCCUCCAGAGCCUGACAAUGCUUUUGCAGGAAAGCAAGGUGGGCCACAACAAGGUCAUUCACUAAACGCUCCUGAUAGUCCUGGUCAAGAGACUGCUCCCUCAAAUACCAGAGGCACUCGAAGCAUGUCAAGAUUGAGCAGCAGCGAAAACCCAGCAACUACAGAAUUUGUUGAUUAUGGUACGGCAGAAUUUGUUCAGUGUAAGCCUGGUCAGUUUGUAGUGCUUGUAGAUGAAAGAGGUCAGGAGAUUGGUAAGGGAAAAGUACAUCAGGUGCAAGGUAAAUGGUACGAAAAGAGCUUGGAGGAAUUGGGAACAUGUGUUGUCGAUGUGGUUGACCUAAAGGCUGAUAGGUGUGUGAAGCUACCCUAUCCAUCUGAACCCACAGGUACCUCAUUUGAAGAUGCUGAAAAAAAGCUUGGGGUAAUGAGAGUUAUGUGGGAUUCAAACAAAAUAUUCAUGUUACGACCUCAAUAAAUUAGUCUGUUGAUUUUUUUUUGUUCUCUUGCCACCGGCAAUUAACUAUAACUUAUAAGCUGGUUUAGCUUUGAUCUAUCAAGCUCGUAAGGUAACACAUUUCAUGUUUUAGGAAACAUACCCUACAACCUUAAGUCGGCUAGGCAGGAAAUUAGGAACUUGGAAGGUGGACUUAUCUUUUGAUAUGCUAACCUAUGUUAUUGGAUUGGGGUGUGACUGUCAGAUAUGAAUGUUUUGACAUGGCCAGGUUAAAUUUGUUGAAUAUAGUUGGAAUCAGAUAUGGAGUUUUAGCAAUGCAGAUAGAUGCCAGCUAGUUAUGAAACCAAAUUUGAU